Molecule: messenger RNA, 1632 nt
Organism: Melitaea cinxia (Glanville fritillary)
Lineage: Eukaryota; Metazoa; Arthropoda; Insecta; Lepidoptera; Nymphalidae
Product: moesin/ezrin/radixin homolog 1-like
Exons: 8
Coding region: 10-1539 (509 amino acids)
Biological process (GO): regulation of cell shape; regulation of organelle assembly; positive regulation of protein localization to early endosome
Cellular component (GO): adherens junction; apical part of cell; filopodium
Molecular function (GO): actin binding; cell adhesion molecule binding
Source: RefSeq, a predicted model, not a curated record
UUUCAGGUAAUGCAACAAGAUGUCAAGAAAGAGAACCCGCUACAGUUUAAGUUCCGCGCUAAAUUCUAUCCCGAGGAUGUCGCAGACGAGCUCAUUCAAGAGAUCACGCUCAAACUUUUCUACUUACAAGUUAAGAACGCGAUUCUAUCAGACGAGAUCUACUGCCCGCCAGAGACGUCAGUAUUACUGGCCUCAUAUGCUGUACAAGCCCGUCAUGGCGACCAUAACCCAGCUAUCCAUGGACCUGGGUUCCUGGCUAAUGACCGACUCCUGCCCCAACGUGUAACAGACCAACACAAGAUGUCCCGCGAAGAGUGGGAGCAGAGUAUCACAAACUGGUGGCAAGAACACCGCGGGAUGUUGCGCGAGGACGCUAUGAUGGAGUACCUCAAGAUUGCGCAAGAUCUCGAGAUGUACGGAGUCAACUACUUCGAGAUUCGCAAUAAGAAGAACACCGAACUCUGGCUCGGUGUCGACGCCCUCGGGCUUAAUAUCUACGAAAAGGACGACAAACUGACGCCGAAAAUCGGCUUCCCGUGGUCCGAGAUCCGCAACAUAUCGUUCAACGACCGCAAGUUCAUAAUCAAGCCGAUCGACAAGAAGGCGCCCGACUUCGUAUUCUUCGCGCCUCGCGUCCGCGUCAACAAGCGCAUCCUGGCGCUGUGCAUGGGCAACCACGAGCUGUACAUGCGGCGCCGCAAGCCCGACACCAUCGACGUGCAGCAGAUGAAGGCGCAGGCGCGCGAGGAGAAGCUGGCCAAGCAGGCGCAGAGAGAAAAACUGCAACUGGAAAUAGCAGCUCGUGAACGCGCAGAGAAAAAGCAACAGGAGUAUGAAGAUCGUCUGCGACAGAUGCAGGAGGAAAUGGAACGCUCGCAAGCAAAUCUUCUGGAGGCGCAGGAAAUGAUCAGACGGUUGGAAGAGCAACUAAAACAACUGCAGGCCGCUAAAGAGGAACUCGAACAGAGACAGAACGAAUUACAGGCCAUGAUGCAACGCCUGGAGGAAACCAAGAACAUGGAGGCCGCCGAGCGACAGAAGCUAGAGGACGAGAUCGCGGCCAAGCAGGAGGAGGUGUCGCGCAUCCAACAGGAGGUCGAGCUGAAGGACUCGGAGACGAGGCGCCUGCAGGAGGAGGUGGAGGAGGCGCGCCGCAAGCAGGACGAGGCCGCCGCCAUGCUGGCGGCCGCGACCACGCCCCAGCACCACCACGUGGCCGAGGACGAGGCCGGCGAGGAGGCGGGCAGCGGCUCGGAGGCCGGCGAGGAGGCGGGCGGCGGCGAGCUGGCGCGCGGGCCCGACGACCUGGUCGACCCGCUGGCCGAGCGCCGCACGCUGGCCGAGCGCUCCGAGCGCCUGCACAACCAGCUCAAGGCGCUGAAGCAGGACCUCGCGCAGUCUCGUGACGAGACCAAGGAAACCGCGAUGGACAAGAUCCACCGCGAGAACGUGCGCCAGGGCCGCGACAAGUACAAGACCCUUCGCGAGAUCCGCAAGGGCAACACCAAACGUCGUGUCGAUCAGUUCGAGAACAUGUAGAGCGGCCCGCGGAGUACGCUGCCCGAUGUGCCUACUGACGAUCGAUACUUGGAAAAUAUUGUGUUAUUUUUAAAAAUUUUGUGUUUCGAAAAA